GCACAUUAGCUUUAGCCAGUAAAGAGGUGUAUGUUGUGAUUAGCUAUCAGACAGGGUAAAGGGAUAAGUCGGUAUUAAUGAUCUACGUGUUGAAAUAUACAAAUGGACUGCUUGGUGCACAUAUUUAGCUAAUUCAGUGGUCGAUGUAGAGUCACCGUGUUUUAUACAAGAUGCCUUCAGCGAAAGUGCUGAAGAAUGCCCAGUACAUAGAGCUGGGUAGUUAUCAGUACUGGCCUGUCCUUGUGCCCAGAGGAAUCAGACUGUACACUUAUGAGCAAGUACCAGGAUUUCUGAGGGAAAACCCAUACAUCACUGACGGCUACAGAGCUUAUCUCACCUCUAGGUUGUGUAUUAAAAGUCUUUUCAUCCUUUCCAAUGAGACUGUGAACAUCUGGAGUCACCUGCUUGGGUUUUUCCUGUUCUUCUCCCUGGGAGUGUAUGAUAUGGUAGCUGUGCUGCCUAUGGUCGGAGCCUCCAGAGAGGAUUACGUCAUCUACUCUAUAAGCCUCUUCUGCUAUCAGGUGUGCAUGCUGUGCUCAGUGGGAUUUCACCUGUUCUGCUGUCAUCGUUCGGAAAAAAACAGCCGGCGCUGGAUGGCACUGGAUUACGCAGGGGUUUCUAUCGGAACGUUGGGCUGCUACGUUCCAGGUGUCUUCUACGCUUUCUACUGCAAUAACUACUGGCGGCAGGUGUAUUUGGUUAUGGUUCUGGCAAUGACACUAGGAGAGUUUUUUGCUCAGAUACACCCCCUUUACUUGACGAAGAAGUGGCAGAAGCUGCGUUCCAUCAUCUUCUGCUCCGUAGUGGCCUACGGCUUCAUCCCUACCAUCCACUGGAUCUGGCUUAGUGGAGGUUUCGGCUCAGAAAUAGUGCAGGACUUUAUUCCCAGAGUGCUUAUAAUGUAUCUGCUUGCUGUAGUUGCCUUCAUCUUUUAUGUCUCUAAAGUUCCUGAGCGCUACUUUCCAGGUCAGAUGAACUACGUCGGCUCCAGCCACCAGAUCUGGCAUGUAUUAGUGGUGCUAAUGUUUUACUGGUGGCAUCAGUCUGCACUAUUUAUCACUAACUACAGACACAUGCACCCCUGCCCUGUCUACCUCCAGCAUGCUUAGAGCAGAACGACCAGCUCUGAGAAAGCAGCACAACUGGAAUAGAAAUCUCACUAGAGCUGUGUUUAACGCACAGCUUUUUGCAAAGUGAUGUUAUUCCAGGUGAGCUUAAUUAUCACUCCAUUGUUCAAGCUAAUCAUGACUACAGGCCAUUUUCAUCACUAUGAGGGUCUAUAGUGAAUCUCAUGUGUUAGCUUGCAUACAUGUUCAAUUUUAUCUGUAAGUAUAGUAGAAGUGCCUAGCGAUUACGUCCGACGCACUUUAGUUUUAAAGUGCACCGCAGGACCAUGCACUACUGUAGAUGAUGAGAUAGGAAGUACUUCUACAAAAAACACGACCAUGUUUGAUGGCUGUAUUCAUCAGUAAAGUCUUAUAUGUGGGUCAUUAUGAAUGACGAUAGGUGAUAGGAUUACGAUUUUCAUCAGUACUUUUAUUAUAGUUAGGAAACGAUGAGUCUGUUCCACUGACAGUGAGCGGAACGGGAGAAUAUGCAGGAAAUUCGGUUGUCAGCAAACUACCCAGUGGUAUUUUAUAUCAUACCAAAGAUUUAAUGCUGCAACAGUGGAGUCUAGAACUAGAUGUUUUUUUUACAAAUAAAAUAAACAGCUGUUAGUAUGCUGCGAUUUACAUUUGGUGAAAUUGAACCAGGAGCAUUUACUUAAUAUUUGAAGAAGAUAAAAACGGACUGUGAGGCAGUGCAGACUCGUCUGAUGCGAUGCGAAAUGUGUUACAUGAGGUUCAUUGUAGCUCUUAAAUGAUGUGGUACAAAAUUUCUUUAUUUUUUUUUUUCUUGACAAGCUAUAAUAGACACUGGGACCUCAAUUAAAAAAAAAUAUUUUGUAUUAAUAAGCUGUUUGCCUUUUUACUGCAAAAACUAUCAGCUUUUUAAAUGUACUACCUUCCUCAGAAUUUGUUGUACUUUUAAAAACUGUUUGUAUUAUAAUGUACUUUUUUGGUAUGCAUUAAUCAUUGUGCAAAAUGUGUAAUCGUGCAUAAUUUAUUUUCAGUGUAUUGUUGAGACUGCUGUGAUAGAUUAGUAACACAGGUUUUCUUUUUAUAUCACGAGAAGCAUUUGCCUUUGAGAGAUUUCCUUUUACAUGAUGUUAAAUUGUAAACUGUACACUGUCUUUUACUACCUUUUUUUUUUUAUAAAUGUUUAUUUUCAGUGAAAAGCUUGAAAAAUGGCCUCUCAAAAAAAUGAUUUAAACAUGAACAAAGUUAAACUAAUAAGAGAAUAAGAAUUCAGUAUUUUAUUGCAUUGUUAGAGAGCAGUGUAGCAAGACAAAUCAGACAAAUAAGAAAAAUAAAGUAAAUAUUGCAAUGCUAGUUGAUCAAUUGAUAAGCUAACAAUGUGGCUGUAGUCAGUGAUGGUUUCCCAAGUGCUAUAAAAGUCUGUCCUGUUUUUUUUUUUUUUUUACUGCAAAACACCCUUUUCUGUUCAUUUCCAGUUAAAUUAAGUAUGUUUAUAUGCUUUGUUAGUUGAAGUCAAGAUUCUGUACAAAAGAAAACUGAACAAAAUACAUUCAAAAAGUACAAA
Molecule: messenger RNA, 2643 nt
Organism: Tachysurus vachellii
Lineage: Eukaryota; Metazoa; Chordata; Actinopteri; Siluriformes; Bagridae
Gene: paqr3a
Product: progestin and adipoQ receptor family member IIIa
Exons: 7
Coding region: 171-1109 (312 amino acids)
Cellular component (GO): membrane
Molecular function (GO): signaling receptor activity
Source: RefSeq, a predicted model, not a curated record